This is a messenger RNA of Trypanosoma grayi, 434 nucleotides long. RefSeq lists its product as hypothetical. The annotation marks the transcript as partial. The transcript has a single exon. Lineage: Eukaryota; Euglenozoa; Kinetoplastea; Trypanosomatida; Trypanosomatidae. The record is from RefSeq and is a predicted model, not a curated record.
UCUUCGCUGUGCCGCUGCGGCUGGUGGCAUGGCCACCCGAACGAGAAUGGCCACGCCUGCAGCCGACGACGAUCCCUCGGUGAUACUCACGAACUGCUUUCCAAGCGUAAUACUCAGUGCUUCGAACAUCCCGUACACCUGUGAAGUUAACAAUGACCAAACACUGAUUGGCUUGAACCUCUCCGCCUCGUACUAUUAUGGAGAAGGUCUCAUUCCUGGAUGGCCGGCGACUCUUGAUACGAAAACCGAUACCAUUACAUUCGUGCCUAUUUUGGGGGCACCUUCAGGACGUUGGGAAUUGGUCAUAACACGUAUUUCUGUUGAUGGAAACUCUGACACUCCUAUGACGACCAAUAAGAGCAUGGACUUCAUGCGCAUCGGUGCGACCGAGGCGAAUUUCGAUGCGCUCUUUCCGUAUUACGGUAUGGGUGUAU